Molecule: messenger RNA, 507 nt
Organism: Indicator indicator
Lineage: Eukaryota; Metazoa; Chordata; Aves; Piciformes; Indicatoridae
Gene: GCSH
Product: glycine cleavage system protein H
Exons: 5
Coding region: 1-507 (168 amino acids)
Biological process (GO): glycine decarboxylation via glycine cleavage system; protein lipoylation
Cellular component (GO): glycine cleavage complex; mitochondrion; cytoplasm
Source: RefSeq, a predicted model, not a curated record
AUGGCGUGGCGAUCGCUGCGGCGGGUCGGGCCGGUCCUGGCGCCGCGCUGCCCGCUCCUCUCGCCGCAGCUGCCGCCGCCACUGCGGGUGCCCGCUGCCCGGAGGUUGGCCACCAGCUCGCUGGUGUUGUCCGCCCGCAAAUACACAGACAAGCAUGAAUGGAUAUCAGUUGAGAAUGGCAUUGGAACAGUAGGAAUCAGCAAUUUUGCACAGGAAGCAUUAGGAGACGUUGUUUACUGUAGUCUUCCAGAAGUUGGGACAAAAUUGAGUAAACAUGAUGAGUUUGGUGCUUUGGAAAGUGUGAAAGCUGCUAGUGAACUCUACUCUCCUCUCUCGGGAGAAGUGACUGAGGUUAAUGCUGCCCUUGCAGAUAAUCCAGGGCUCGUCAAUAAAUCUUGUUAUCAAGAUGGCUGGCUUAUCAAGAUGACUGUGGAAAACCCUGCUGAACUUGAUGAACUGAUGAGUGAAGAUGCCUAUGAGAAGUACAUAAAAUCCAUUGAGGACUGA